AUGGCUGUGGCAGAUGCGCCUGGCCUUAUGGACAUUGCCAGCACCUUGAUCCAGGAUGAGAUUCCUUUCAAGUUACGAUGUGCAAUUUGCAACAAGCUGGCUGUGAAUGCUUUCCGCCUGCCUUGCUGUGACCAGUCUAUCUGCGAGACCUGCCAAACUUCGCUCUCCGACACAUGUCCUGUCUGUACACACACUCCUGUCUCUCCGGAUCUCUGCAAACCCAACAAAGCUCUGCGGACCACUCUGAAAGCUUUCUUGCGCACCGAAGAAAAGAAGCGGGAAAAGGAUCGUCAAUCUGCGGCACCUCCAACACCAUCCCUCCCCACUCCUGUAGAGGCAAAAGCGCCAGUGGAAGAUGCAAUUCCUGGCCAAAAUGAAACCGGGACUGUGUCAGCCGCGCAGACAGAGGCGCCUGUCCCGACGGAGACUAUUGAGUCCAAGCCUGAAGAGCCUGUCCUAGACACACACGCCCCAGACACAGUUGAAGAAAUCGUUUCAGUGCCUGAUGCGCCAGUUUUAGGAGAUCCAUCUGCCGAGAGCGAGACAGCUGCUAAGUCAGUCAAUGGCACUGACCAGACCCUUGAGUCUGCGACUGAGGAUGCUGUGGCCGUCGACUCCGCACUCCCUGGAGAAUCUGUCUCUCUGGUCCAGGAAAACCCCGAGGAAUCCGGUCCCAACUUGAUGGCCCCCAACAUGGCCGGAAAUACCCCUCCAAUAGGCUGGAACGGAAAUGGCGUGAAUCCUUUCAUGCCCGGCAUGUUCAAUUAUCCGAAUACGAUGGGGAUGCCUAUGGGGAUGGGCCCAAUGGCGAAUCAGGGGAUGUUCGGUGGCUAUGGAAUGAACAUGACUGGUAUGGGCAUGAACUCUGGGAUGAACUACAACGGUGGCAUGUAUGGAUCCUUAGGAUGGGACGCCUCCCAGCAGAACAACAAUAUGUGGCAAGGCGGCCAGAAUAAAUUCAAUCCAAAUGCUUUUGCAAAUGGCACGGGUCCUCCUUAUGGAGGAGCAUUUGGCGGGUCUAAUAUGUCUGCUUACCCUUCUCAUUCAGACUAUCAGUCUGGUUACUACGGAGGUUAUGGUCGUGGCGGAUUCCGGGGACGAGGUCGCGGCCAGUUUCAUGGCUCUGGUCGAGGCGGCUUUGGCCCCAUGCAAGGUCAUUAUCGCCAGGGUGCUAACUCGGGAUAUCCCAACCAAAACCCAGACGCUAUGGCUGAUGACUCCAAUGCCAAUCAAUUUGAUGCUCAAGGUAAUGCUCAAACAAGUGAGAAUGUUCCUGGAUCAGGUGAAGCUGCACUCGAUUCGUCGGGUAAACCAGACGAUAUCUCAACAGAAACUACAGACCAACCCCAGGGUAUUCCCACCAUUGAGAGUCUUGAUAAUUCCGUACCGAAUGGCCCUGCAUACGGUCAUAUGAAUAGUGGUUACGGACAGUACCGAUAUGGACGAUAUGGACAAGAACGAGGCCCUGGCGUGGAAGGUGCUCCAGCUGCUCCACGGGCCAUGCGGGAGGGACUGCCCAACACCAGUGUUCUACGGCAACGCGGCUUCCAGGUCCAGGGCCGGGCCAGUGUUUCUGGUGAGCCCACUGAAGACGAAAUUAACACAAGGGUCACAUCGCGCGCCCCGUCCCAACGUGCGAAAUCUCGAUCUCAAUCUCCGUCACAAAACCCGGCUUCCCGUGUCCGUUCACCGUCUGUCCGUGGUACUGAAGAAGACCGCGAUUCUCGCCGAGGAACAGAAGUCAAGCGCAUGGAUCGGGUUGAUGAACUACAGUCUCGCGCCCGUUACUCUCGUUCUCCAUCCCGCACUUCCUCCCGUCGCUCCUCACGACGCCGGCACCAUGAUAGCGACCGGGAGAGAGACCGAAGAACUAAUCACCGUUCCCAACGCUCCCGUCGUCACCGCAGCCGUAGCCGCAGCUUAAGUAGGAACAGAGCCUCCCGUGCCUCUGAUCGUGUCGAAAGGACCACAGACAGAAACGCAUCGAAUGGCAGAACCAAAGCGUCCUCCGAAGCGCCCGACUCGCGCGACUUGGAAAGCCGAAUCAGCAGUUACCGCUCCAAAGACAGAAGCCGACGCGAAGACGAAAAAUCUCGAGGCCAAGACCGUGAUACUCGACGCCGAGACCGCGACCACGACCGGCCUCGUGAUCGCCGUGGCAGAGACCGGGAUCCCGAUCGUGACGAUCGCCGUGAUAACGACCGCGACAAGGACCGAGGCCCAGAGCGCGAUCGAGACCGUCCCAGGGACCACGGGCGUGAUCGCAAACGCUCUCGCCGUGACCGAUCUCCAUCUGCCCAUGGCAGCGAGCGUCCCCAAAGCCGACGUGUGAAACAUGGCGAUGAGGACCAUAGUCGGGGCACGAACGGAACCUCAACCAAGACUGAAACGGAGAAAGACCCUUACACUCUUGAGCGCGAAGCGCGCAAUAAGGAACGUCUCGAGCGGGAGAAACAACACCGUGACAAGGCCAAGUCUGGCCGCCGCCGCGAUAGCCGGCAGGACCGUGUGGUGGCUGGCCGUCGCAUCAACUACAAGUACGAGGAUGAACUCUAA
Messenger RNA from Penicillium paradoxum, 2556 nucleotides. Its product is annotated as RING finger protein. The transcript is spliced from 6 exons. Lineage: Eukaryota; Fungi; Ascomycota; Eurotiomycetes; Eurotiales; Aspergillaceae. The record is from RefSeq and is a predicted model, not a curated record. The coding region runs from base 1 to 2556 and encodes 851 amino acids.